Molecule: messenger RNA, 432 nt
Organism: Fusarium proliferatum ET1
Lineage: Eukaryota; Fungi; Ascomycota; Sordariomycetes; Hypocreales; Nectriaceae
Exons: 1
Coding region: 1-432 (143 amino acids)
Source: RefSeq, a predicted model, not a curated record
AUGUCCGCUACUCCAGCAAUCCGAACAGUUGUCGGUGGCGACUCGACGAGCCAGGAGGCUCAAGACUACAUCCACAGAUUCCGCAUCUUAUUCACUGCUCUCACGCAUGCAAGCAAACGUCAGAUCAGAAAGCAGGCUAGCUUUGAAGACCUUAAGGAAGCCGAGCUUCACUCUCUUACAAGAGCUCACUUUGAGCUUCAAGAUGUUCACGGCAUGGUUUGUGCCAAGCUGGCCCUCUUCGGUUGCGAAGCGUUCAAGGCAGUUAAUGACCUAAGCGCUCGUCAUGUCAUAAAGUUUGCUCGCCAUGAGGCCGAGGCGCUGAGAGAGCUGACGGAGAAGGAGGACGAGCAAAAUGAACACAUUGUGGCGCUGAAGAACAAUGUCGACGGGGUGGUAGAGCUCGUGACUCUGUGGAUUGAUGCGGCAAACUGA